Messenger RNA from Uranotaenia lowii, 6261 nucleotides. Its product is annotated as myb-like protein A. Lineage: Eukaryota; Metazoa; Arthropoda; Insecta; Diptera; Culicidae. The record is from RefSeq and is a predicted model, not a curated record. The transcript is spliced from 2 exons. Bases 372 to 1688 code for a protein of 438 amino acids.
GGAGGGCCCCGACCACUAAAAAGACCAUUUCCUAUAUGUAUACUUUCACUAGUAUAUAACAAACAAGUUAUCAAAUAAUGGCGCUCAUUGCCAGUUCAAGUAGUUCAUCGGAUGGUGGAAGAAAACGUGCAAAGUAAGUAAGCAAGUAACCAAGCAAAGUAAGUGAGUAAGUAAGUGACCGGGUGAUCGAGAAAAACGGUCUGAUCCAAAAAGAGCACUCGGUAGUUGUUCUUGGUUGUUUGUUUUGUACGUGAGCAAUUUGGCGGAGGUUCUGUUUGCUGAUCUGUUGCUGUUGCUGCCUUGGGGUGAAGAAUUUUUACGUUUUGUUGUCGUGUUGAUUUGAUGAGGUCAGUGACCCCACGGAGUUCAGAAUGCAGCACAUGUUGAACCGUUUGACCUAUUUCCUGCUGCUGGUGUUGGUGAUUUGGUGCUGUUGUUGUGAUCAACGUCAUUUAGUGGUGUCCGGAUCAGCAGGGGAACAGGGAAACAGAACCAGCCUGUUGGGGGAUCUGGAUCCGGAUGACCCGGAGAAAGCUGAGGAGACGCUGAUUAACUUGCACUAUGCCCUCGCCGCUUCGGAAGCUCGGCAGGCUGAGCUGGGUCGACAGCUGGUUCACAAAGCCGGACAGGACAUGAGCCGGGAGGAAUUCGAAACGCUGGUGACGAAAAUUAGUGAGGAAGUUGCGCUGCUGAGGCGUCAGGCGCUGCUCCUGGCCAAGGCCUAUCAGAUCAUGCUGAUCAAGUACAAACAUCUGAAGAUGCAAUGCGGUGGCAACCAAGGCUAUCCGACAUCCGGAGGUAAUUCGCACCACUACUACGCCGAUCGAGGUCCAAAUCGCUGGGGAGAACACUACUCGAACCCACAACCACACCGUCCAAAUCACGAUUACGUACCCUACCGGGAUGAGUCGGUAGAAAGCAGCCAACAGGAAUGUAUCUGUCCAGUGGCGAAACCUGCCGCCUCGAAUGUAAUGGGCAACAAGUACUACUACUUCAAUUACGUACAGUACCCGAAAGCUCCGAGCAAUGUGAGACCCGUGGACAAUUACGUUGUCGAAUCGUCAAGCUCGAUGGAAGAUUAUGAGAAGCUUGCCCAGCAAUCUCAUCAUCAUCAUCAUCAUAAUCACAAUAAUCGGUAUUCAUCUCAUCAUCGACCGUCUUCGAGUUCUUCGUACAGUUCUUCGUACGGCAGCAGUCAUAAACCUUCGUACGAAUCUUCUUACCAAUCGUCUUACCAAUCAUCGUACCAGCCACCUCCCCCACCUUCUCCACCGAAUCGUUACGGAAGCAGCCAUGGAAGUCACUCGAGUUCCGGCGGAAGUCACAGCAGCAAACCGUCAAUGCGAAUCCCUUCGGAGAUGCUGAACCGCUUACCAAACUUCUCAGAUCCGGAUGAUCCGGAUGGCUCAGGAGCGUUCGAUUGGGUCAAACGAUUCCCCCAGACGAAGCACUCGAUCAAACCCACCUGGAAUUCGUUGAUCGAAAGUCAGACCGAUAUCCUGGACGAUGGGGAUCUCCAAUCGGUGGGUGGUUCCGAUUGGAGUCAACCGCCUCGCAGUAGUGGAAGCAACAGGAGAUCCGAUAAGUACUCUCCCCGGAAAACGGCGGACAAGCUGCCGAACAUGUACAACAGUGACGAGGUGCAGUCGGCCAUUAACUAUUGGUUGAAGCAAACCACACAGAAAUAGGGAUGGAAUGUUAGGGAAAGGUGAGCUUAAAAAAAGUUUUUUUUCGAAGAAGUUGAUCUUAAAUUUGUUGGAAGUUGAAGAAUUUUAGCUUAGAAAACAAUUUUGUUUUGAGAGCUCAUUCUUAUUCAUUUGAAUAUAUUCAAUCUAAAUAGAUAGGAUUGUAAUUUAAAAGGACCAUUAUCAACAAUAGCUAAUUUUGUGAAUUUUUAUGAUAAUGUGGUAUCAAGUUUUUUUUUUAAAUUUGUUUCUUUUAUGCAAAUAUGAUAAGCCAUCAAUUUGGAAAUCCCAGAGUAAUAUUUUUUAAAUUAGUAAACGAAACUGUUCAAAUUUCCAUUUUUUUCCGAGUUGCCCAGAUAUUCAGUGAAAAAUUAGUGUCAAGUCCGGUCUGGCCGGUUUUUUUUUAAUAGCUGUCAGGAUUUGUUUCGGAUAUUUUUACAUUAUUUCCUAAUUUUAGCGAAAUAUUGAAAUCAUUUUUUGCCAUUUAAAGACUUCAGGAUCAAAAAUACGAAGCGUUAUUUAGCUUUUGGAAGCUUUGAAUAUGAUUGGAUGAAAAAUUUGUAACUGAAAUGGUUUAAUUAGUAUUUCUCCUGAUUUUUUCUACAAACAAUGUCUGCGUAUUGCUUAACAUUUCCCAAAUGUUACUUUUUUUUUGUAAUUAAAAUUUUUAAAUAAUUUUUCUGCUUGAAAUUGCCUAGCACCCCAAAAAUCAUUUCGUCCUAUCUUUAAUUUUUAAAAAAUUGUUUAAAAUCAAUCAAAUGAAAGUUUAAAAUCAAAAACUUCUUAUUCAAACCAUGAUCUUAUUAUUAAAAAACAGAUCGUUUACACAGCCGUUAAAAAAUUUAGAAAUUUCACAAUCUCUUUAAAUUGUCUUUUCUUCAGCUUCUUGUAUAUUUUAACAAAUUUAACAGGUGGAAAAAAAAUUUUUACUGAAAAAAAUCUGACAUUUUCUAAAGUCGUACCAAUUUUUGUCUAAAUAUGUUAUGUUAUUUUUAAUUUUUGGUUAAUCCAAUCAUGAAUGAUUUACAGUCAAGUCCAGUUCGCCAUAGAAGUACGGAAUUAACUGGAUGAUGAAUUUUUUCCGGAUAAAUAUUUUCACAAUAUUUGUAAAUUUAAGCGAAAUACUGAAAUCAAGUUAUGUCAUGUGAAAAUUUCUAUUUUUAACAAUCGAUGUGUAAUUAAGCUUUCGGAAGCUUUGAAUAAGAUUGGAUAAAAUUUUUGUAAAUGAAAUGGUUUAAUUUAUAUUUCUCUUGUUUUUUUCUCCGAUUAAUGUCUGCGUUUUGCCUAAAUUUUUCUGUGUUUUACUCGGUUUUUUUUACUAUAUUUUUAAAGUAACUAUUUGACCUGAAAUUUCCUAGCAAGCAAAAAUUUAUUUCGUCCUACCUUUAGGAAGUUUUCAAAGUAUUAACGUGAUUUUUUUUUUUUUUUUUUUGAAAGGGAAUGAGAAAUUUUGCAAAGUAAACAAAUGAUAGUUUUUAAUCAAAAGCUUUUUAGUGGAAGUAUGAACUUUUCAUUUAAAAAAAAUAAACGGAUCAUUCACAAAGCCGUUAAAAAGUAGUUUUUUUUUACAAACUCUAUAGAGUGUAUUUACUCCACGUUCUUGUAUAUUCUAACAAAUUUAACACGUGAUUUUUUUUAUUCGACAUUAGCUAAAUUCAGGCCCAUUUUUGUUAAUAUAUUUUUUUAUAUUAUUUCAAAUAUUUUGGUUGUUCCAAUUUUUAUUGAUUGGCAGCCAGAUUUGGUAAAAUUAAGGAAAAAUCACAGCAAAUAAUAAUAGUAUAAUUACAAAAAUAAUUUUUGUGUGAAGGUUUCAGCAAAUAUAUUUUUUAGAUAACUCAGAAAUUGUCGGGUAUUUUUCUAGAAUAAAUUAUAAAUGCACGAUCGACAUAUUUACUUUUGUAAACCAAAAAGCAUAAUCAUUAAUUAAAAAAAUAUAUUGAAUCAAACUAGAUAUUUUUUGUUUAAAUCCAAAAAAAUGACAAAAUUUUCGAAAUCUCAGUGUAUCGCAGAAAAAAAGAAAGUGGUUUGACUUAAGCUCACAUUUGAUAUGAUAUAUUUUCCUAAUUUUUAAUAGCUGACGGUAAAAGUAAAAUAUAUAUUCAAAUUUAUAAAAAUUCUUGAUUUGAUCUUUCAAAAUCUGGAGGUUUGUUACUAAUUGUCAUGAAUAGUAUCGUUUAGAAUUUCUAAUUUAAUAUUAAAUUGAAUUAACUCUUUAAUGAAUAGUGUUGUUUUGAAAAUAACACUUAUCGAAUUCCAAAUAUCUCGGAAACGCUGAAUUUUUUUCUGGGUUGUACCGACAAAAAAUAUUCUAGAGAUAAAAAGAAAUUAGCCUCUGGCAUUAUUUUUACAAUAAUUUUAUGUAUGUGUGAGAAUUCAAUCAAAAUUAGCGGAAAAAAUGCAAAAAUUUCAUUUAUUAACUUUUUUGAAAAAAGAAGUUUCUAGACAGUCGCUGUUAAUUUUUUGGAUUUGAAAAUUCUAACAAAUUUUACAAUUUUUAUCAUUCACAAACACCUUCCUUCACCCAGUUAACAAGGUUUGGAAGAAAUUUGCUAAAUCGUUUUGAAAUGAAUUAAGAAUUUCUAAAACUAUUUUAGGCUGGAACAAAUAACAAUUUCUUCUUUUGUCACCCCCCCUUCAAAAUUUCCAAAAAUCCAAAGGGGGAAAUAAAUAAAGUUUGAAGUAAUUUAUGUAAAUUUCGAUAAAAAAAAUUCCAUAUCUGAAAGAUUACAAGACCAAAAAAUAAAUUUAAGACGAUGGGAGUCAUUUCACCUUUUGUUUUCUUGGUAUUGAAUUAUUCGAUUAAAAUAUUCCUUGAUUCAAAGAUUUUGUGCAACGAUAUAGAAUGCAAUUUUGUUGCAUACAAGCUUCCUCGCAAUUUAUUCCAAUUUAUUAGUUUUUCAAAUUAUUUUUUAUAGUCCCUCCCUCCCUCGCGAUGUUCAAACUCCGAGUUACAAAAGAAGGAUUUGUAAUUUGGUCCGGCCUAAUUACUUUGAAGAGCCAUAAAUUGAAGAGUUCUCAAAAUAACGACUUCAAACCCGUUUAGUUGUGUAAUUCGAAUUGAAAUGUUGCAAUUCUCUUCUUCUUGGGAUUGUGAUAUAGUUCAGUUGGCAAAUCAGUUGCUUCCUGAGCCGAAGUCCGUGAGUUUGAGCCCAAGAGUAAAUAUUGAUCCCGGAUUCGUAGAAAAAAGCCCGGAUUUUUCCCUGAUAUAUUCACUUUAUUUGCCAAAACAAACAAAAAAAAAUGAUGUAAAAAUUUUCAUUUAUGCGUCAAUAACGAAAUUUUUUGAGUAAGUUUUAUAAAAAUAAUCAUUAGAAGUUUUUUGAAAGUCUAAAAUACAAUUAUAAAACUGCCGAUAGAAAAAGUUUUUAUUCGAUUUUUUUUCUUGAUUUGUUUUGAGUAAUUCCUGAAUUUUGGCAAAAUUUGCCCGGAUUUUGCUCGGAUUUUUGGUCGAAAAUCUAAAAUCAAAUGCUUGGAUUUUGCCAGAUUUUUGAAUUAAAUAGCCUUAAUUCAUCCUGCCCGGGUACACGCUGAAAAAAUUUUGGCAACCUCUGGUUAAAUUUUAUCCUUAAUUCCUUUUUUUUUGUUUCAACACAGAAAAUUAGAAAAAAAGAUUUAUGAACCUUAUUUGACUUUUAAAAUUCAUAAAAUAUGUUAUAUUGUAAAUAGAUCGGUUUUUAUGCUUACAGCGUAUUUUGAAAAAAACUUUUAUGAUUGUCUAGAGAUUUAACUUUAUAAAAUUCAAAUCCGAAGAUUUGUUAUAUAUUUUUUUGUCUGAAUAUUAUUUUACCUUUUUCUAAAAUAUUCAUUGAAUUUUGAUUGAUUUGAAAGACUUUAAAGCAAGGCACAUUGUUCAUAAAUGUUUAAUCAUCAACUGGAAAUGUCAAUUUUGUUUUUUUUUAUAAUUUAUCGAUUUAAAAUAUUAGGACCUUGUUCAAAUUUUCUGUAGAAUUAAUAAUGUAUUCAGAAAAUAAUAAUAAAAACAAAAAUGGAACAGAAAGUUCAGUUUCCAAAAAAUUUUGUUCGAUAUUUCUUGGUUAAAAUCGUCUUAAUUUGAAGCUCCACUGCAAAGAAUUGACAGAUUGAAGAUUAGUUAUUAAUUGACAAAACUAUUCCACAAUCUUGUUUGUAAAAUUUUUUAGCGACUUUUCAAAAUUGUAACCAUUCAGAGACAUUAUCAUUAUAAAAAUCUCAAAAUAGGUAGGAAGUAAAAGCACAAAUAAAUCAACAUAGGCUAAAGUGAACAUUCGGACUGAUGAACGACCAAAUUUAUUAUUCUUCAUAUUCAUCUUUAUCAGCAAACAUUAUGAUCAUUUAUUUAUUAUCUCACUAGGAUUAAGAAAGCAAAAAGUUGUAAAUAGUUAAAGCGGGGAAAGGUUGAUUUUGCACAGUUUAUCAGAUGACAGGACAUUCACCUUGACUAAAAGCCUUUCCCGUCUCCUGUCUGGAGUAUUAAGUGAGUGGAAAGCUCUUAAGUGAUCGUGAAUGUUUUUGUAGCACUCGAAGGGGUUCAUUAUGUAAUAGUUUAAAAAAAAUGUCGAUAUGUUUUUUCUCUCAAUAAAUGUGAUAAAAGUUCUUA